Messenger RNA from Saccoglossus kowalevskii, 3201 nucleotides. RefSeq names its product sodium-dependent phosphate transport protein 2A-like. The record is from RefSeq and is a predicted model, not a curated record. Gene Ontology annotation, cellular component: membrane. Lineage: Eukaryota; Metazoa; Hemichordata; Enteropneusta; Harrimaniidae. Gene Ontology annotation, molecular function: sodium:phosphate symporter activity. Gene Ontology annotation, biological process: sodium-dependent phosphate transport.
UGGCUCCCAAUCCUGAUCACGAUUGUCAGCAACAUAGUGAAGGAAAACUUCCCGAAACUCCUCCACCGGAAUAUGACACAAUUGAACACCCUCAGAAUGUACUUAAGGAACCUCCAUACGAGUGUGCAGCUGCAUCUGCUGCUGCGAUGCUUCAAUUUAACUUGGACGAAGCCAACGGUGUGCCGUUAUUCAUCAGCCCUUUCCCGGUUGAAUCGAAAAUCCCGAUCGAACCCGGCGAUCUCGCCAACGUAGACAAAGUGAAAGAAGUCGAUCAUUGGGCCUUGCCAGAGUUGCAGGACAAUUCGACAAAGUGGGCAGAUCUCAGUUGUUCUGGUAAAUUGAAACGUGUCAUCGUUGAUUAUUUUGGUAAACUAGUUUGUCUAAUUGGUCUCCUCUACCUGUUUAUCUGUUCUCUGAGCUUCCUUGGUAGCGCUUUCCGUCUUCUUGGAGGGAAAGCCGCUGGGGAGGCGUUCGCCUCAAACGAAGUUCUCUCCAACCCUGUCUGUGGACUGAUGAUCGGUGUCCUGGCAACUGUACUUGUGCAGAGUUCCAGUACCACAACUUCUAUUGUGGUUUCUAUGGUUGCAGCCGAGAUUCUCUAUGUAAGGCAAGCCAUUCCUAUUGUCAUGGGCGCAAACAUUGGCACAUCGGUCACCAACACGCUAGUUGCGAUGUUCCAAGCACAUGAUCGAAAUGAAUUCAGACGUGCGUUUGCCGGUGCCACCGUGCAUGAUGUCUUCAACUGGUUAUCGGUGAUAUGCCUAUUGCCGCUGGAAAUCACUACUGGUUACCUAUAUAAACUGUCAGGGGUCAUUGUUCGUAGUAUGAAUUUGGAAAGUAACGAAGACGCUAAAGUCGAACUUAUUAAAAUUAUCACAAAGCCAUUCACCAGCAAGAUAAUUGAGGUUGACAAGAAAGUUAUCACAAAGAUUGCUAUCGGUGACAGCAGUGCUAUUGACGACAGUAUGAUCAAGCAUUGGUGUGAGACUACAGAGGUUACUCGACUGAUAAAUGUUACCAUGGAGACCAACGUGACGUCUGAAAUGAGCAUUCCUAACGCUUCCAGUGAAACUAUGAAUGUGACGACACUUCAGAAUAUUACAUCAUUAGUGGAGGUCACUGAUAAGAUACCGCUCACAAAAUGCUCACAUCUGUUCGUCGACACGGAGCUGAGCGACACUAUCGUUGGUAUAAUAUUACUGGCUGGAGCGUUAGCUAUGUUAUGCAUCUGUCUUGUAUUGAUCGUCAAAUUGUUACACUCACUGCUUCGUGGACAAAUAGCCAUCGUCAUUAAGAGAACAAUCAAUGCAGACUUUCCUGGCAAGCUCUCCUGGCUGACCGGUUAUAUCGCGAUCUUAGUCGGUGCUGGUUUGACACUUCUCGUCCAGAGCAGCUCAAUUUUCACCUCUGCGUUGACCCCGUUGAUUGGUAUCGGCGUUGUCUCUCUGGAUCGUGCUUAUCCCUUGACGCUGGGUGCAAAUAUCGGCACGACUGGUACGGGCCUUCUUGCAGCCAUGGCAAGUUCUGACGGUAAAUUAGCCAGUGCCCUUCAGAUUGCCUUCUGUCAUCUUCUGUUUAAUAUCUCUGGCAUUCUCAUUUGGUACCCGAUACCAUGCAUGCGUAAAGUUCCUAUCAGAGUUGCAAAGAUAUUUGGCAACACGACUGCUAAGUACCGAUGGUUUGCUGGGCUAUAUCUAGUACUCAUGUUCUUUCUUCUGCCUGGUCUUGUCUUUGCGCUGUCUGUGGCUGGAUGGCAGUAUCUCGUUGCGUUCGGCGUCCCGAUUCUAACCAUCGCAACGUUAGCUAUAUUGAUUAGCGUGCUCCAGGUCAAAGCACCGAAAUGUCUUCCUCAUUUCCUAAGGACAUGGGAUUUCCUUCCAAAGUGGAUGCACUCGUUAGAACCGUUUGAUCGUGUCGUUAAUCGUAUGUUUAGCUGCUGCCGGAAGUGUCCAUGCUGUAAAAAGUCUCGCAAAAGCAAUUCGUACGAUGUCAGUCACAUUUCACAGAUACCCUUACAAGACUGCAAUACGACAUUGGACUCCAUCAAAAUAACAUCAGUGUAGCAUAGGCUAACUAUGGAUGUCAAUUUUAACCAGUCUGUGUUGUAUAAUUAUAAAUUAUUUUUUAAUAUUAGCCAUAAUAUUGUGGCUAUCAUAUUUAUGAACCAUAAAAUGCAACAAAGUUUUGUUUUUUUAUUUGCUGCUUGAAUGCAAAGAAACUUGGUCUACCUCGAGUAUCGAUCGCUUUAAACCAGUUUCAACCAGAUUUGUGGCUUGUUUGGUGAUUGAAAAAACUGUAUUUAUUUAAGCCCAUAUUUAUACAAUGUUGCAGGUGUUUUGGAAUUACAUGCAGUAUGUAAUUUUGAAAUAAAAAAAUAAAAUAAAAAUAUGCUCAGGAUUUACUGUUAAGUAGUAUUUUAACAGUUUUCUUUGUUUUGAUAAAGAAGAUGUAGAGGGAGUUAACUAGUUUUUAUUCUGUUUGCUUGUAAAUGCAUUAUUUUGGUAUUUAUAUUUGAAAAUUUAUUUUAGAAAGGAAGAAAAAAUAUAUAUAUUUAUUAAGUACAAGGCUGUAUACACUUUCUGGACCAACAUGUUCUUUCUAUGUGUUUUGAUUGGUCCUGUGUUUUGAAAAUCAGCCAAUGAUACUGCUCGGUACAUGAUUGAAAUGCCAUAUGUAUGUACUGUAAAAGGAGGGUCUUGAUGCAAUUAUUGUCGCAUUUAAUAUUUAAAUGUCCCCUCCCCCAUCCAUCUCUUGAUGGAUGAAAUAGACCUGGGCGUUUGAAGGUUGUAAAUAUUGUAUUGCAUUUUUUUUUAAGAAAAACUUUAAAAGUGAUAGAAUUGAAAUUGUCACAGUACAAGCAUUUAUCUCGCUUCUCUGUAAGGUAUAAUCUGAUUUUAUCUUGUAGAUAAUUUCACCUAUUUACUGUUUACCAAGUUAGUGUGGUUCUGUAACUGCCAACAAGAUCUUUUCGUCUCUUACCAGGAAUGUUUCGUUAAUACUCGAAAUCAAUGUAAAUCCAUUGUAACUUAUGAAAACAAUUAAAUGCAUCUACAUUGAGGGGAGGGAGGAGUGUAUGGGUGGGUGUGUGCUUACUUGGAUGGAAAAUUUGUAGACAAGUGCUUGUGCUUUGACAAUUACAAUAUUGACUACUGUACAGUGAGUUUCAGUUAAUUUUAAAGAAAUAAACUUAUAAAAAUGAAA